This is a messenger RNA of Pantherophis guttatus, 1940 nucleotides long. RefSeq names its product putative short-chain dehydrogenase/reductase family 42E member 2. NCBI's taxonomy places the organism in Eukaryota, Metazoa, Chordata, Lepidosauria, Squamata, Colubridae. Gene Ontology annotation, molecular function: oxidoreductase activity, acting on the CH-OH group of donors, NAD or NADP as acceptor. The record is from RefSeq and is a predicted model, not a curated record. Gene Ontology annotation, biological process: steroid biosynthetic process.
GGACCCCUCAUUUCGACCUAUUCUCGCACCUAUUCUCCUUGAACGAUAAAAAUGACAUCUGAUUCCUCUCGUUACACCUGAGGCAGGUGGGAGCAGGUGACCUCUUUGCCCCUCCGGAUGGAGAUUUGGGGGCUCCGCCAUCUUCCCAGCCCGGAAUGGAGAAGCCGAAGGACCCAAAACCCAGCCGGUUCUACACAUGCAACAAGGAGGAUGGCAAAGUUGGCGAAAAGGUUCCUGAAAUCCUGACGCUGCCGUUGAAUAAAAUCAGCGACAAGGCGGUCAUAAGAGGCGCCGGUUAUCUCGGCUUUACGCUCGGCUGCGCUCUGGCUAAAUCAGGAACCAAAGUCAUUUUGUACGAUUUUAAUCCGCCGAUCUGGAACAUUCCAAAAGGGAUAAUAUUGAUCAGGUCGGACGUGAGAAACUUUAGUGAUUUGUACUCCGCCUGCGAAGGUGUGGAUUGUCUCAUCCACGCAGCCUCGUACGGGAUGACCGGCAUACAACAACUGCGCAAGAAACACAUUCGGUCGGUCAACAUCGGAGGGACCGGAAUCGUCCUUGAAGUUUGCAAGCGGCAAAGAAUCCCCAGGUUGAUCUACACCAGUACAGUCAAUGUGGUCUUUGCAGGAGAAACGAUCGUGGACGGCGACGAAGCGACCGUGUCCUAUGUUCCUUUAGAGCAGCAAGUUAAUGAAUAUUCCCGGACGAAAGCCAUCGCAGAACAAAUGGUCUUGGCAGCUAAUGGGUCACUCCUACCAGGAGGAGGGAAGUUACGCACAUGUGCAAUCCGCCCUCCUGGGAUUUAUGGACCGGAAGAGCUGCAGCAUUUGUCUCGGUUAGCCCGCAAUAUGGAGAGAGGUUUUUUUCACGUCCGUUUGGGCGAUCCGGGAAUCCUGACGAACUGGGUGCAUGUGAAAAAUCUGGUCCAAGCCCACAUCCUGGCGGCCAAGGCUCUCACUCCCGAAACGGACUACAUCGCGGGUGGCCAGGCAUACUUUAUCAACGACGGGGAAGAGGUCAACCUGUUUGAGUGGCUCUCGCCCUUGUUUGAAAGACUGGGCUACCAGAAACCGUGGAUCCAUAUUCCUGUUUUUCUAGUUCAUCUAACAGCUGUCGUCGUGGAAAAAGUGCAAACUCUGUUGCUCCCCAUCGUGGAAAUCCCACCCCUGAUCACCAGAAAUGAAAUGCACAAUAUGUGGGUCACACACACCUUCAAAAUUGAUAAAGCUCAGGCCCAGCUCGGCUACGUUCCGAAAAAGUACUCGUUGGACGACUGUGUGGAUCACUUUUUGAAAAAAGGACCUCGGCCUAGGAAUUUUUUCUUACAAAAAUACCUUUUUCUACUAGUCCUCCUCACGGGGAUAAUCGCGCUGUCUGUGAAAUUCACCCAAGUCCGAGAUUUUCUGCUAGAUUCCUAGGAAAAAUAUCAAUAUCUUCUGGAGAUGUAAGGCGGGGCGUUGCUCGCCAGCCAGGCCUUAGAUAUGGGGAUGGGAAGUGUGGCACAUGGGCUUUGGAGUCGUUCCCCAACUUGCAGGCCAAACAGGUACGAAAAGGACGCGAGAACGAUUGUUCCGAAAUCAAAAAGGCGAACGGACGGGUCAACCAAGUGCAGCGACAGGAACGUUGCACCCGGGCGUCUUCUCCGGAACUCCCUUGAGAUCCUCCACAGGUUUUGCGUGGCUGCAUGAGGAAGAAAAACGAAAGCCAAAAAGAGGGAUGCUUAAUCCCCCCACCUCCACCCCACCUCAUCUGGGCACCGUAAGAGCCACCCAGAAGGAUCAAGAUCGGUGUCCCCUUCUGAAGAUGGAGCCUCGAAGGAUGACGUGGGGACCCCAACUAGGUGAAGGACCCGCAUGGACAUUUUUGUGCCCGUGUGCCGCCAUCUGGCUAAUGUUUGGGUCAACCGAGCCGAGGCGCUAAAAAUUAAAGUACUUGGAAGAAAA